Mucor velutinosus is the source of this 1020-nucleotide messenger RNA. RefSeq lists its product as uncharacterized. The record is from RefSeq and is a predicted model, not a curated record. Bases 1 to 1020 code for a protein of 339 amino acids. The transcript is spliced from 3 exons. NCBI's taxonomy places the organism in Eukaryota, Fungi, Mucoromycota, Mucoromycetes, Mucorales, Mucoraceae.
AUGGAGCGCUCCACCUUGACAGAAGAACGAUUAAUGACACAACACAAUCUGAACCGGCCUCAGUCACCACCUGCACCUCGUCUUGCUCGAGCCAGUGUUUUUAGCACUGCACACACCAAUAGACCCAACCCCAAUGCCACCAUCAAUACCAUCCGUUAUCCACCUCGCAUUCCAAGAUUAAGGCGACUAUCACAAGCGAUUGUGAGAGCUGCGAAUGGCAUGACCACAGAACGGCCUAGUAGCAUCAGCUCAGCAGUCUCCAUGACUAGAAACGUGCACAGAGAACCAGGGUCUUCCAUUGAUCCCGACGCAUACCAUCGCAUUAGCAGUAGUGACAGUGCUCAUGAAGAAGACGAUGUGAUUCUCAACAACAGUAUAUACGAUCUGCACUGUGUGUCUGAUGAAAAGGCGGUUGAUUUAGCUCAAAUGUGCAAUGUGGAUAUUCAAAAGGCGCCGUCGAAUACAAGCUAUGUUGCAUUGGAGUUUGGGGUGGUAUCAGAAGAUGGAGGACAGUACAGCUCAACGUACAGUAUACACAAUAUACUCAAGAAUGACGGUACAGUGUAUUGCUCUGAGCGAUGUGGCACCAUCAACAUAUUGCUGAGAUAUCGAGGUUGGGAAGGCAUGAAGAAUCAACGUAGUAAAUAUUGCGUGCUAUCGCACAUUGUCAUCAAAUCACCUACCCAUGGAUAUACCGCACCGUGCAAAGAAGGCAUGAUAUUCAUGUCGCAUAAGCCUAUUGAUAUUGAAAGCACCCGCGCGUUUGACUUGUUUACCAAAGACAACUUUGAAAGAUACACGCACAUGAAUCACGACAAUUUAGACGAUACAGAUCCAAUCGCAUGGUUCAGUGCUUCAGAUCAACGUCAAUGUGUAGUGGACAUGCAAGAAAAGAGCGGAAGAUAUGUUUUAAUCAAAUUACUGCGAGCAGACUAUGAAUCCGAGAAUAUGGAUUUGCAAUACAUUGGGUUUGUCGGUUAUACAGGAAGCAGGUGUUUUGCAAAGGCAAAGAUUUGCUAG